Molecule: messenger RNA, 3347 nt
Organism: Castor canadensis (American beaver)
Lineage: Eukaryota; Metazoa; Chordata; Mammalia; Rodentia; Castoridae
Gene: Fyttd1
Product: forty-two-three domain containing 1
Biological process (GO): mRNA export from nucleus
Cellular component (GO): nuclear speck
Molecular function (GO): mRNA binding
Source: RefSeq, a predicted model, not a curated record
AGUCUGCGUGCGUGAGUGGGAGGCGGCAGGCCUCUGACUCCGGCCUUCCCGGCUCACUGCUCCAGCGAGACGUCUCUAGCCAUGAACCGGUUUGGUGCCCGGUUGGUGGGAGCCACGGCGACCCCGCCGCCGCCGCCGCCGCAUAAAGCCCGCAGCAAUGAAAACCUAGACAAAAUCGAUAUGUCUCUGGAUGAUAUUAUCAAAUUGAAUCGAAAGGAAGGAAAGAAGCAGAAUUUUCCAAGACUAAAUAGAAGACUCCAGCAAAGUGGUACCCGGCAAUUCAGGAUGCGAGUACGGUGGGGAAUCCAACAGAACUCUGGUUUUGGUAAAACUAGUCUGAACCGCAGAGGAAGAGUAAUGCCUGGAAAGAGACAUCCCUAUGGAGUUAUCACUGGCCUUGCAGCUAGAAAAGCAACUGGAAUUCGAAAAGGAAUUAGUCCUAUGAAUCGUCCACCUCUAAGUGACAGAAAUAUAGAACGGUAUUUUCCAGUGUUAAAAAGGAAGGCAAGCCUUCUGAGACAAAAUGAAGUGCAAAGGAAACCAGUUGCAGUUCUCAAGAGACCUAAUCAGUUAAACAGAAAAAAUAACAUUCCAGCUAAUUUUACCAGGAGUGGAAAUAAAUUAAGCCAUCAGAAAGACACUCGUCAGGCAACUUUUCUUUUCAGAAGAGGCCUGAAGGUUCAGGCCCAGUUGAACACAGAGCAACUGCUAGAUGAUGUAGUAGCAAAGAGAACUCGUCAAUGGCGUACUUCUACCACAAAUGGAGGAAUUCUGACAGUAUCCAUUGACAAUCCUGGAGCAGUGCAGUGCCCAGUAACUCAGAAACCACGAUUAACUCGGACCUCCGUACCCUCAUUCUUAACAAAACGAGAGCAGUCUGAUGUAAAGAAAGUUCCUAAAGGGGUCCCCCUACAAUUUGACAUCAAUAGUGUUGGAAAACAGACAGGAAUGACUUUGAAUGAGCGAUUUGGGAUAUUGAAGGAACAAAGAGCAACGCUCACGUUCAACAAAGGAGGAAGUCGCUUUGUAACUGUGGGAUAAGAGUCCAUGUCAAAGGAACUUUUAAAUGAUGACUGUUUGAAAAAGUUGGAUUGCUUGAAGAAUUCAUCACAGAAAUUCAAGAAACUUUACUUCAGAAUAUUCACAAGGCUAAAUCUUAUUUUUGAAGUUUUUUUUUUUUGUUUGUUUGUUUUUUUAAGAAAAACAUGUAUAAAAUAAUGCCCUGAAAGAGUAACAGGGAAUAUACCUAUUUGUUCUUAAAGAUUUCAUGGUUGGCCCAAACAGAACAAUUCUCUGUUGACUUCAUUGGUGCCUCAUGCAGCAGAGGGAAGACAAAGAUAGAAAUUGAUUAUUUUUAUGAUAGUUGUAUUUAGGUUCUCAUCAACUUUGCCCAUUUUUUUAGACUUUGCCAUGGUAAAUCUUAGUUUUCAGAAAUAUGAGUAGGCCUCUUUGUUGUUGUCACUUAUCCUUUAGUAGCGUUGAUAUAAUAAGUGCAGUUGCCUUUUCUUCAUGAGAGAUGUUUUAAAAACUUGAGAAUUCCAGUUUUGGCUUUUAAGAUUUAUGGAAAUAUCUGGAAUUUGGUUUAUUUUUCAGGUAGUUUUAGGUUAAACACCCAGAGUUAUAAGUCUUUAGUGCUGAACUUUUAACAAAAAAAUGUGGUUCUUGGCAUUAGUGUCAGUUUAAAAUGUUGGUGUUUCAAGGCUAUAAAUGCGUAUUUACAAAGUUAAUCUGACAGGGUGUUGGAGGGAGAAGGUCCGAUGUAAAAAACCUGACAAUUUGUGUUUCAUAAAUGAAGAAAGCAUGAAAGGAAGUAGCAAGUUGAAAGAUUAUAAACUUAGAUGAAUAACUUCAAAACCCAGUUAUAGGUAUAUUCUUUGGAUUUAGUGUAGUCUUUAAUGUCCACAAAUUCUUUUUCAGAUGACAUUUAUACGAAUUAAAAUUUUAAAAUUGAGUCCCUUAGAUAUUUUGUAGUAAACUUAAUAGCCAUAAAGUCCUACACUUUCUUCUUAUUCAGAAUGUUAAAGUUCAUAAGCUUUAAGCUUGCUAAAUUAAUUUACAACUCUAAAAAGAAAAAUAUACUUGUUUAUGUCAAAGAAAAUGCAAAAUUAUAAUAGAGUUACACUGUAACCUUGUGUUCCUUUCACUCUGAUUUCUUACAUGAUACAAACUUCAGACAUUUAUAAGGAGAAAGGAUUUUUUGCCUAUUCUGGAGGGGUGGGAGGAGUUAGUCUGAUGUGCCAAGAUAGUGCUAAGAGUCCCUUAAUAGUUGUAUACUGUAAAUUACAGUAAAAUGCCAAAAUGCAGCAAAAUAUUCCAGCUACUGGUUAACAAGUUUGGUCACUUUGAAGCUUGACGUUUUGGUUUGCUAUAUAGUGCAAACCUUUAAGUAGGUGUUAAGUUUCUCUGGUGUUAGAUGUUGACUUUUCUUUUCCUGUAACAAAACAAAACAAAAAACAUUAUCACUCCUGCCUACCUUGCAUUGUGUACUAGACUUCAUUGUCUCUCAUGCUCCUUGGGUUACUUGGUUUAUGCUAGCCAUGUAAAGCUAUCAGUAACAGUUUCAUGCUUAUACCAAAGAAUUAAAUCUGAUCCUUAAUACCUGAUAUUUUGCUGGUACUUCUGCUUGAUCUUGAUAAUGGAUUACUGGAAGCCAGUCAGAAUUUGAAAAGACUCUAGUCUCUCCUUCACUAUUUGAUGCUUUUCAUAGAAGCCAAGGACUCAUUUUUCGAGUAUCAGUAUAUUUGAUCCAGGAAUAAUACAUUUUAGACUGGUUUAGAGUUACUGGAGCUUAUUUUAAAUCAAAGGAAAAACAACUGAGUGUGACUUUGCUGCCUUUAGAACAGUUUGUGAAAAUAUGAUAUAAAGGUGUUUUCAUUUUCCUAUUAUUUUAAAUAUUAUUAUAGAGAGGUAUUAUUCAUGCCAAAUUUUUUUGGUAAACCUUAAAAUUGCCCCAAAUGUUGACAUUAAGUGCAUCAAAUAACAAAGUGUUUUUGGUAUAUUAAACGUUUAUUCUUCAUGCAUUUGUAACUUAAUUUUCUUUCAAAGUAAAUUUUGCCUUUGGUACAGCUAAAUUAAAAUAAGUCUUGAGUACCAACAUAUAUAUAAACAAAACAAUAUGCUUUGUUGGAGGAAAAUUUCCUUUCUUGGAAUGUGGUUGUAGUCAUCCUUGUUCAAUUCUUAAAGUUUGUUUGUUUGUUUGUUUUUUUCAACAGGAUGCAACUUGAAAUUUCCUUUGCAUCAAGGUGUAUGCAAAACAUUGAUGCAGUGCAUCACAAAAUGAAAGUUUGUAUUUAAUGAGGAGGUGCUUUACACUGUACUUUUUGGUGUUUUUUGGAAAAGUUACAUUU